This is a messenger RNA of Medicago truncatula (barrel medic), 4794 nucleotides long. RefSeq lists its product as uncharacterized. The transcript has 27 exons. The record is from RefSeq and is a predicted model, not a curated record. Lineage: Eukaryota; Viridiplantae; Streptophyta; Magnoliopsida; Fabales; Fabaceae. The coding region runs from base 255 to 4271 and encodes 1338 amino acids.
UUGAUUUGAUUUGAGAAAAAAAGCAGAUAAAUUUCCCACUCCUGGCAAUCCGAAUGUUGAAUAGCGCAUCGUCCCACCGAGGCAGGCGGGACUUAUGUUGUUGCGAUUAAUAAGAACACCCCGCGCCCCUAAUUCAAUUACAAUUUCUUCCAUUUUCUAAUCCCAAUUUUACCCUUCUCCUUCAUCUUCAUCCUCACAAUUACAAUUUACAAUAACAAAACCUUGUUUUUGUUCAAAACCCUAACAACCCAUUCAUGGCCGCACCACCACCCACCAAAGACCAAGUCCUCUCUCUCCUCGCCGCCGCCAACAACCACGGCGACAUCUCCGUCAAGACCACUUCCCUCAAACAAGCCAAAGACCUUCUUCUCUCCAUCGACCCCUCUCUCGCUGCAGACCUUUUCCCUUAUCUCCUCGAACUUCAGUCUUCUCAUCAACCUCUCGUUCGCAAAUUGCUCAUUCAGAUAAUUGAAGAGAUUGGUUUUAGAGCCGUUCAACAUUCUCCUACAUUAAUUUCUUCAUUAUUAACGUUUUUAAGAGACACUGAUGCAACUGUCGUAAAGCAGUCUAUUAUUAGUGGAACAAACAUCUUCUGUGCUUGUUUUGAGGAGUUGAUUUUGCAGUUUCAACAAUGUGGUAAAGUUGAGAGGUGGUUAGAAGAGAUUUGGAUGUGGAUGUUUAAGUUCAAGGAGGCUGUUUUUGAGAUUGCUCUUGAGGGUGGUUCUGUUGGAAUAAAGUUGCUGGCACUGAAAUUCUUGGAGAUUUUUGUAUUACUUUUUACAUCUGACAUCAGUGAUUCUGAGAAAUCAGCUACUGAAGGAGUCAGGCAAGCUGUUAAUAUCUCAUGGUUGGUGGGUUCUCACCCUGUUCUUGAUCCAAUGGUGCUUAUGACAGAGGCAAAUAGGACAAUUGGCAUUUUAUUAAAAUUGUUGCAGUGUGCUGGCAAUACCCCCGGUUGCUUGACAAUUACUGUUGUGAAUUGUUUAGCAGCUAUUGCAAGGAAAAGGUCACAACAUUAUGAUACUAUCCUUUCAGCAUUACUUGAUUUUGAUCCAAAUGUUCAAACAGUGAAAGGAUGUCAUGUUCCCAGUAUUCAGUACUCUUUAAGAACAGCUUUUUUAGGUUUUCUAAGAUGCACUUAUUCUCCAAUAAUAGAGUCAAGAGAAAGACUGAUAAGGAGCCUGCGAGCCAUGAAUGCAGGCGAUGCAGCUGAUCAGGUAAUUCGGCAAGUAGACAAAAUGAUUAAAAGUGCUGAUCGCUUUAUCCGUGAUGCUCGAGUUAACAAGGAUGAUCAACCAUCAAAUCAGUUGCCCGUUUCAGGGGAGUCAUCUAGGAAAAGACCUGUUCCUCAUGAUAAUGAACAAUUGGCCAAUGGUCAUGAGGCGAUUGCUAAGCGGAUUCGUUCUGGUCCUGACUCUGACUUUACCUUACCUGCUCAAGUUAAUGAUUCUGGGAGGGAUCAUAGCUCCGUUAACGGAGUGUCACCUAAUGUUCCUGUUUUGGAAAGUGAACUAACUGCUGUGGAGCAAAUGAUUGCCGUUAUUGGUGCUUUGAUUGCUGAAGGAGAAAGAGGCGCCAAAUCUCUUGAAAUACUUAUAUCACAGAUUCAUCCUGAUCUAUUGGCUGAUAUUGUCAUAGCUAAUAUGAAGCACCUGCCUAAGGCACCCCCACCACUAGCAAGGCUUGAGAGUCCAUCAGUAACUCGACCAGUAGGUUCCCUCGUCAGUCAAUCGCAUGUUAUAACAACAUCUGCUUCAAUGAGUUCUGUCCAAUCCUUGACUGUUUCUGCCCAAGCACAGGUCUCUUCAACUACAGCCAUUUCUGCUGCCACUACUUCAUCACCAUCCGACACAUCUAAUUUCAGUAACCUUCCUGCUGAUUCUAAACGCGAUCCACGCCGGGACCCUCGUCGCCUUGAUCCGCGGCGUGGAGCAAUAACUCCUGGAGGAGCAGCUGUCUCAGUUACAGACGAUACUGCGGCCACACAUUUAGAAUCUGAGGAUCCCGUGUCUUUUAUUAAACCUGCCUCACAUCAUGUUGCAAGCACCGAUGAUGAUAUCCAAUCAAAUUUAACAAUCAAAAUAGAAAAUGAUGACAUGAUCUCCGAAGGCCCUCCAGUUCCAGGACCUGACCGGGUUAGUCCCAAAACAGAGACUCUUGAAGGGCCUGGAGAUCACCAGAUUAUGGAAGCAAAUGCUUCUAUGGAUCCUGAGGUCUAUUCCACUGAUUCAAAAGAUGAGAAUCUGAGUACAGCAAAUCUUUUGGACGAUAAUGAAACAAAUGGGAUAGAUUCAUCAUCUAUUUUAGAGUUUGAUCAGUUUUCUGUUGACGUACAAGUGUCACCCACAUCAGAAGAUACCUGUCUGGAGUUGCCACAGCUUCCACCUUACAUCCAACUAUCCCAAGAACAGGAAAGUAAGGUGAAACACAUGGCUAUUAGCCACAUAAUAGAGUCAUACAAUCAUUUGCAAGGGGCAGAUUGUCAACAGUUUUGCAUGCCACUACUAGCUAGACUUGUAGCUCAGAUUGAUAAUGAUAAUGUGAUCAUUACGAUGCUGCAAAAACACAUUCUGGAAGACCACUGGCGAAAGGGGCAUGAACUUGUUCUGCAUGUCCUGUACCAUCUUCACUCCUUGAUGAUAUUGGAUUCAGCAGGAAACACUUCAUCUUCUGCUGUUUUAUAUGAUAACUUUCUCUUGGGAGUGGCCAAAACUGUAUUGGAUUCUUUUCCAGCUUCAGACAAGUCUUUUAGCAAACUUCUUGGUGAAGUUCCGUUUCUGCCUGAAUCUGCCUUGAAGAUUUUGGAUGAUCUAUGCUAUUCUGAUGUUGUUGAUCAUGAUGGAAAAAUUAUCCGUGACAUUGAGCGUGUGACUCAAGGCCUUGGUGCUAUCUGGAGUUUAAUUUUGGGUCGUCCACAAAACCGACAAGGCUGCUUAGGAAUAGCAUUGAAGUGUGCUGUUCAUCCACAGGACGAGAUUCGAGCUAAAGCUAUUCGGCUGGUGACAAAUAAGCUCUUUCAGCUUAGUUACAUAGCUGAAGAUGUUGAGAAAUUUGCGACAAAAAUGCUUCUCUCUGCAGUAGAUCACGAAGUUUCAAAUGCAGCGCAAUCUGGACCUACUGAACAAAGAACAGAGGCACAGGUCGAAAGUCUUGAAAUAAGUGGUACUUCACAGGUUAAAGAGCCCAAAAAUGACCCUGCUGGAGUUGCUAAACCAUCAAGUCAAAGUGUUUCAUCUAUAUCGUUUUCUGAGGCACAACGCCUCAUUUCUUUAUUUUUUGCUCUAUGUACAAAGAAACCCAGUCUUCUACAGAUUGUAUUUGAUGUCUAUGGGCAAGCCUCAAGAACUGUAAAGCAGGCUUUUCAUCGCCACAUUCCUAAUCUUGUGAGGGCCCUAGGGCAAUCUUAUUCUGAAUUGCUCCAUAUCAUAUCUGAUCCACCAAAAGGAAGUGAAAAUCUUCUGACACUGGUGCUGCAAAUAUUGACUCAAGACACAACACCGUCUUCUGAUUUGAUAUCUACCGUUAAACAUUUAUAUGAAACCAAGUUUAGAGAUGUUACAAUUCUUGUUCCAUUAUUGUCAUCGCUCUCCAAAACGGAGGUUUUACCAAUUUUCCCCCGACUUGUGGACCUUCCAUUGGAAAAGUUUCAAAGGGCACUUGCCCACAUACUACAGGGUUCAGCUCAUACAGGUCCAGCUUUAACACCUGUAGAAGUUUUGGUUGCAAUCCAUGGAAUUGUUCCUGAGAAAGAUGGCCUAGCACUUAAGAAGAUAACAGAUGCUUGCUCAGCUUGUUUUGAACAACGUACAGUGUUCACUCAGCAGGUUUUGGCCAAGGCAUUGAAUCAGAUGGUUGAUCAAACACCACUGCCUCUGCUUUUCAUGAGAACGAUUAUUCAGGCCGUUGAUGCUUUUCCUGCACUGGUUGAUUUUGUCAUGGAGAUACUCUCAAAACUUGUGACCAAACAGGUGUGGCGUAUGCCAAAACUUUGGGUUGGUUUCUUAAAAUGUGUAUAUCAGACGCAGCCACGUUCUUUUCAUGUAUUAUUGCAGUUACCGCCUCAACAACUGGAAAGUGCACUCAACAAGCAUGCCAAUCUCAGAGGUCCCCUUGCUUCUUAUGCCAACCAACCAACUGUAAAAUCUUCACUUAGUAGAUCAACUUUAGUUGUUCUCGGCCUUGCAAAUGAAACACACGUGCAGCAACAUUUACCGACAUCAUUGCACCAUUCUGAGACAAGUACUUCCGUUAGUGGGGCAACUCUGACAUGAUAGUUGAUUGACUGGCAGAAUUUUAGUCCAUGGCCCAAUUGAAAAUAUGGUCGAUGAGCUCGUCAAUUUCCGGGGUUUCCAGGCAACUAACGUGGAAACCCACAGAUUAAUAGUUCAUAUAGUGAUCGUCGACAAAUUGUUUGAACCAACCAGAAUGCAGCUUAUUGAGUGUUUAUAUAACCCAGUUGGUUGAAUCAAAGGCGUGCAUUCACAAUUGUAUCAACAAAUUUCCUCUCCAUGAUUGGUGCCUCUUUCAAGUGCUCGAGGAAAUCCUCCCAGCCUCCUUCCAUGACUGUAUCAUAGUUUUUUGUGGGUUUUUCAUUGUAUUUUUAUUAUAUUAUUAUUCAUCCAAUUUUGAUGUAUUUUUACCUUUUUUGGUCAUGAAAUGUGACUCUGCAUAUAUGUGUAAUUGCAUGAUCAUCAUUCUCUAAAGGAUGCGAUAGUCCUGAUAAAAAUGCAAUUAAGCUGCUGAAAGCCCCGAAUAAGAUUAAGGGUUCGUCUGUUGUAGCUUUUUUAAAAAAAA